Messenger RNA from Cervus elaphus (red deer), 2351 nucleotides. It is a transcript of the gene GTPBP4, whose product is annotated as GTP binding protein 4. Gene Ontology annotation, molecular function: RNA binding; GTP binding; GTPase activity. Lineage: Eukaryota; Metazoa; Chordata; Mammalia; Artiodactyla; Cervidae. Gene Ontology annotation, biological process: ribosomal large subunit biogenesis. Gene Ontology annotation, cellular component: nucleolus. Bases 99 to 2003 code for a protein of 634 amino acids. The record is from RefSeq and is a predicted model, not a curated record. The transcript has 17 exons.
CGCAACGCAGGCGGAAGUCUCAUACUUCUCAGCGGAAGUUAUUCCCCGGCUCCUCGGCGGAAGUCCGGGCGGCUGUCCCCUCGUGGCUAAUCGCCGGCAUGGCGCACUACAACUUCAAGAAGAUCACGGUGGUGCCGUCCGCCAAGGACUUUAUUGACCUGACAUUAUCGAAGACUCAACGAAAGACUCCGACAGUUAUACACAAACAUUACCAAAUCCAUCGCAUUAGACAUUUUUAUAUGAGGAAAGUCAAAUUUACUCAGCAGAAUUACCAUGACAGACUCUCACAAAUUCUGACCGAUUUCCCUAAAUUGGAUGAUAUUCAUCCAUUUUAUGCAGAUUUGAUGAACAUUCUCUAUGACAAGGAUCAUUACAAGUUGGCUCUAGGACAAAUAAACAUUGCCAAAAAUUUAGUGGACAACGUAGCUAAAGAUUAUGUUCGGCUCAUGAAAUAUGGUGAUUCUCUGUACCGUUGCAAGCAACUGAAACGCGCUGCUCUCGGGCGGAUGUGUACUAUUAUCAAAAGACAGAAGCAGAGUUUGGAAUAUUUGGAACAAGUGCGUCAGCAUCUGUCCCGUCUGCCCACCAUUGACCCGAACACGAGGACCUUGCUUCUGUGUGGGUACCCCAACGUUGGCAAGUCCAGCUUCAUCAAUAAGGUGACAAGAGCGGAUGUGGACGUCCAGCCCUACGCCUUCACCACCAAGUCUCUCUUUGUGGGGCACAUGGACUACAAGUACCUGCGCUGGCAGGUGGUGGACACCCCUGGGAUCCUGGACCAACCUCUGGAGGACCGCAACACCAUCGAGAUGCAGGCCAUCACGGCGCUGGCCCACCUGCGAGCCGCAGUGCUGUAUGUGAUGGACCUGUCAGAGCAGUGCGGCCAUGGGCUUGCGGAGCAGCUGGAACUCUUCCGGAACCUCAGGCCACUCUUUGUCAACAAGCCUCUUAUCAUCAUAGCAAACAAAUGUGAUGUGAAGAGGAUCUCUGAGCUUUCUGGGGACAAUCAGAAAAUAUUUCUAGACCUGCAGGCGGAAGGCUUUCCUGUGGUGGAGACCAGCACACUGACGGAGGAGGGGGUUAUCAGAGUGAAGACAGAGGCUUGUGACAGGCUUUUGGCUCAUCGUGUUGAAACCAAAAUGAAGGGAAAUAAAGUGAAUGAGGUGCUGAACAGACUGCACUUGGCUGUUCCCAGCAGGAGAGAUGACAAGGAGAGGCCCCCAUUUAUCCCUGAAGGUGUGGUGGCACGCAGGAAGAGGAUGGAGCUCGGGGAGCCGAAGAGGAAGCGGGAACGGGACCUGGAACUGGAGAUGGGAGAUGAUUAUAUUCUGGAUCUUCAAAAGUACUGGGAUAUAAUGAAUUUAUCUGAGAAACAUGACAAGAUCCCUGAGAUCUGGGAAGGCCAUAACAUAGCCGACUAUAUCGACCCUGACAUCAUGCAGAAAUUGGAAGAGUUAGAAAAAGAAGAAGAACUAAGAACAGCUGCUGGAGAGUAUGACAGUGAAUCUGAAAGUGAAGAUGAAGAAAUGGCAGAGAUUCGACAGCUGGCAAAACAGAUUAGGGAAAAAAAGAAGCUGAAGAUUCUACAGUCCAGAGAGAAGGACACACAGGGGCCCAGGAUGCCUCGGACGGCCAAAAAGGUUCAGCGGAAGGUCUUGGAGGAUGAGAUGCGCAGUCUUGGUGUUGACAUGGAUGACAAGGACAAUGCCCAUUAUGCAGUCCAGGCGAGAAGGUCUCGGAGCAUCACCAGGAAGAGGAAACGGGAAGACUCUGUCCUGCCUGCCUCUGUGACCCGCAGUCAGAGCUGUUCUCGGCCUCCACGUGAUGUCUCUGGUCUCCGGGAUGUCAAGAUGGUGAAGAAGGCCAAGAUGAUGAUGAAGAAUGCUCAGAAGAAGAUGAAUCGCUUGGGGAAGAAAGGGGAGGCAGACAGACAUGUGUUUGACAUGAAACCGAAGCACUUGCUCUCAGGAAAGAGGAAAGCUGGUAAAAAGGACAGGAGAUAGUGUCCUUUGCCGCUGAAGCACUUUGACCCCACUUUUUCCUGGUUUGGUUUCACAGAGCUGGGAGUCGUGAUCUGUAAACUGAACAGAACAGUGAAGUAACUCAAGGACUUGUGCUUUGCUGAAAGCUAUGGUUAUGCCUUAAAUGUACGGGUGUGGGUAAUUUUUGUCACUGUAUUAUAUUACAGAUAUUUUGAGUGGGCAGUGGUUUCUCAUUUCUUAAGUUUUGGUUGCUUCAGACUUGCAGGAGAGGAAAGAUUUAUUGAUGUGACUGUGUUGCUUUUGAUGGACAAAUCUUACUCUUGUGCAAGAGAGAAUUUUGGUCAUUGCACAUGAAGAGUCCCUUUUUUG